This is a messenger RNA of Puccinia triticina, 1392 nucleotides long. RefSeq lists its product as uncharacterized. The record is from RefSeq and is a predicted model, not a curated record. Bases 1 to 1392 code for a protein of 463 amino acids. Lineage: Eukaryota; Fungi; Basidiomycota; Pucciniomycetes; Pucciniales; Pucciniaceae. The transcript has 5 exons.
AUGCCGUUCCUGACAAAUGUUUUGAUGGGGAUGCAUCCUGCACCGAACCGACAAAAUCACCGGGGUAAUGAGGAAGAAGAGGUGGCUCCGCCUGAUGGCACAGGUCCCAACGCCGCCAGUGUCAACCCCGACGAUUCCUCAGAUGCCACUCAUGUUCCUGAUAUUGUUGGAUACGAGCCAAACCCCAACAGACAUGAUGCUGCCACUAUGCGCUUCUGUAGGUGCGGCAAAUUCAUCAACCAGUUCCCUCUGGAAAGCCUCCAGUGCGCCAUUCUCAGCCCAUACCAGCAUCCAUCCCAGAGCCACAAGCGGAGGCCUCGAGAUCAGAACGCGUUCGGCGACGGCAGCGAUAGCGAAGACGAUCAGCCUCGGCACGGCGCUCCCGAAGAGGACGCUCCCCCUGAAUUCAAUGUCUACAAGGAUCUCAACAAUACCGGGGUCAGAUACACGACCCUCCUGCAUGGAGCAGCAGAUGAACCGAAGCUAGGUCGAGAAGAGUAUGAAGAAGGCCAUUCGAACCAAUUUUCCAAGACCCAAUCACCCAUCCUCGACUCAGAAAAAUCACCUCAGAACCGGGGCGCAGAUUACUCGACUAUCGCCGAGCCUCUUUCGGCCGCCCCGUCCCAAUCAAGAUUCCAGGUCGACCAGUCCGCUCUUGCUUCCCCCUCCAAACCUCAAGGGAAACUCUCACAGCUGAAAAACUCGAAGAAUCGCUGGAGAAUCGGGUCGAUCGUUGCUUUCGUGGCCAUUGCCUGGUCAGCACCAUCAGGCCACAUCCAUGUCCCUCCCAAGCACUCAAAACAGCUCGAACUCACCCUGUACUGUGCUCGACCUCUCCCUCCACGGCCGGCAGUCCUACCUGCCCACCCUGAUCCGGGGCUUGGUGCCACGCCCGACUCGGUCCGGCUCGCCACUGGUCAACUCGAUCACGAAUUCACUGAGAGCACCAAGAUGAAGAAACUGACGCCGUUGACACUCGAUGUCUGUUUCAAAUACGAGUAUGUCUCCUCCUCCCACCCCUCUUCUCGACCCCUGCUCAUUCUCGCCUCCUCUGACAAGAUGCUCGUGUGUCUGACCACCAGAGCCAAGUUGCCGUCCGAUACGCUCUGGCAAGCCUGUCGGAAAGCCUGCGGGAACAUAGCCGAGUCCACCGUCAACGGCACCAUCGCCCGGCCCUCAGUCCAGCUCUUCCUCCUCAUCGAAUUCAAUGUCCUCGGAAUGUUCAGCACCAGAUAUGAUAGCACUCAGCUGACCAAUGUGGGAUGUCCUGCUAAACGCCCGCCUGGCGCCCCCUCCAAUCUUUCCUCGCUAAUCCCCCAUCUCCUUUCGGUUCUCCCUUUCCUGCAUCGUCCAUUCCUCUCUCACGUCUACCUUUUCCUUUUGGUCCGUUGA